CGCGUUUCUCUUCUUAAUGUGUGAUUAAGAGGCACUGGGAUUUUGCCGAGUCCUACUCCAUCCCUGAACCUCUCAUCAACCUUCAACUUUCCUUUUUUUUUGCUUUUCCUUCAUUAGGUCAAACAAUGAAGGGCUUCUUCUUCCUCACAUUCAUCUUGCUCUUCCACCUGAUCGUUGCAUCUCCGUGGGCGCCCGCUCUUUCGCUCCGGAAGAGGGUCGACUUGAUCAAGAAGACUUGCAAGAAGACGCCGUACCCUGAUCUGUGCAUCUCGUCCUUGAGAUCGCAUCAUAUCCGCUCCGGCGCCACCGUCCACGACCUGGCCAGCAUGAUGCUGAAGUUGACUUUGGCAAACGCGACCGACACAUUGAGUUACAUAGAGGCACUGAUCAAUCAGGCCGAGGACCCGCAGCUGGAGAGGCCGUUAGACUAUUGCGCUGAGCUGUACAUACCGGUCGUGAAGUACACGCUUCCUCAGGCCAUCGUUGCCUUCAACAAGACUCAAUAUGGAUUCGCGGAGUAUGGGGUGUCGGAUGCAGGAGACCAGGCCGACACAUGCGAGAAUGACUUCUCCAAAUCGAAGGUGUCGUCACCGUUGGGCAAUAGGAAUAAGCUCGUGAGCGAGCUGUGCGACGUGGCCGUGGCUAUUAUCAAGAUGUUGCAGUAAGAUUAAAAUAAGUCUCUAUUGAUGAUCUCUCCUGCAACAUUCUUUAGAGAAGAUGAUGAAACCUGGUACUUCGAGUGAAUGGUCUAAUUUAGAUGAUGAGGAUGAGGUCGUGCUAGGAAGAAACAUAUAAUCUUGCUUUAUAGAUGUGAUCACGAUAUAGCUUACAUACAUAGGUACUCAUGAAAAUGUUUGAUGUCAUCUCUCUCUCUCUCUCUCUCUCUCUCCCCCCCCAUUUUCGACUGAUCUUCUCAUGUCCAAUUCUUCGGAGAUCUUCAAUAAACAAAAGAAAUGGAAUAGACGUUUCCAUAUCGACAAAAUGCUUAUGCUUCAA
Molecule: messenger RNA, 996 nt
Organism: Eucalyptus grandis
Lineage: Eukaryota; Viridiplantae; Streptophyta; Magnoliopsida; Myrtales; Myrtaceae
Product: cell wall / vacuolar inhibitor of fructosidase 1
Exons: 1
Coding region: 126-665 (179 amino acids)
Biological process (GO): negative regulation of catalytic activity
Molecular function (GO): enzyme inhibitor activity
Source: RefSeq, a predicted model, not a curated record